Messenger RNA from Lemur catta (Ring-tailed lemur), 1830 nucleotides. RefSeq names its product transmembrane protein 39B (gene TMEM39B). Lineage: Eukaryota; Metazoa; Chordata; Mammalia; Primates; Lemuridae. Bases 150 to 1628 code for a protein of 492 amino acids. The transcript has 9 exons. The record is from RefSeq and is a predicted model, not a curated record. Gene Ontology annotation, cellular component: membrane.
CUUGUAUGCAAAUUUAGCGGCGAGGCGGGAGCGCGCGGCUGAUACCCGCGGACUGGGCUGCGGCGGUUAGUCCUCUCUCGGCCGCCGUCGCCUCCGACAUAUUGCCCGCAGGAGCUGCGGCGGCGAAGCGGAGAGCGCCGGGGGAGGAGAUGGGAGGACGAAGAGGUCCCAACAGGACAUCUUACUGCCGAAAUCCACUCUGUGAGCCAGGAUCUUCAGGGGGCUCUGGUGGGAGCCACACUUCCAGCGCAUCAGUGACCAGUGUCCGUUCCCGCACCAGGAGCAGUUCUGGGACAGGGCUGUCCAGCCCCCCUCUGGCCACCCAGACGGUCGUGCCUCUACAGCAUUGCAAGAUCCCUGAGCUGCCAGUCCAGGCCAGCAUUCUGUUUGAGUUGCAGCUCUUCUUUUGCCAGCUAAUAGCCCUCUUCGUCCACUACAUCAACAUCUACAAGACAGUGUGGUGGUAUCCACCUUCCCACCCGCCCUCCCACACCUCCCUGAACUUCCACCUGAUCGACUUCAACUUGCUGAUGGUGACCACCAUUGUUCUGGGCCGCCGCUUCAUUGGGUCCAUCGUGAAGGAGGCUUCUCAGAGGGGGAAGGUCUCCCUCUUUCGCUCCAUCAUGCUGUUCCUCACCCGCUUCACCGUUCUCACGGCAACAGGCUGGAGUCUGUGCCGAUCCCUCAUCCACCUCUUCAGGACCUACUCCUUCCUGAACCUCCUGUUCCUCUGCUAUCCGUUUGGGAUGUACAUUCCGUUUCUGCAGCUGAACUGUGAUCUCCGCAAGACGAGCCUGUUCAGCCACAUGGGCUCUAUGGGGCCCCGGGAGGCGGUCAGUGGCCUGGCAAAGAGCCGGGACUACCUGUUGACACUGCGGGAGACGUGGAAGCAGCACACGAGACAGCUGUAUGGCCCAGAUGCCAUGCCCACCCAUGCCUGCUGCCUGUCGCCUAGCCUCAUCCGCAGUGAGGUGGAGUUCCUCAAGAUGGACUUCAACUGGCGCAUGAAGGAAGUGCUGGUCAGCUCCAUGCUGAGUGCCUAUUACGUGGCCUUCGUGCCUGUCUGGUUUGUGAAGAACACACAUUACUAUGACAAACGUUGGUCCUGCGAACUCUUCCUGCUGGUGUCCAUUAGCACCUCAGUGAUCCUCAUGCAGCACCUGCUGCCUGCCAGCUAUUGUGACCUGCUGCACAAGGCCGCCGCCCACCUGGGCUGCUGGCAGAAGGUGGACCCAGCUCUGUGCUCCAAUGUGCUCCAGCACCCGUGGACUGAAGAAUGCAUGUGGCCGCAGGGCGUGCUGGUGAAGCACAGCAAGAACGUCUACAAAGCAGUGGGCCACUACAAUGUGGCUAUCCCCUCCGACGUCUCCCACUUCCGGUUCCACUUCUUUUUUAGCAAACCCCUGCGGAUCCUCAACAUCCUCCUGCUGCUGGAGGGCGCUGUCAUUGUCUACCAGCUGUACUCCUUGAUGUCCUCUGAAAAGUGGCACCAAACCAUCUCACUGGCCCUCAUCCUCUUCAGCAACUACUAUGCCUUCUUCAAACUGCUUCGGGACCGCCUGGUAUUGGGCAAGGCCUACUCGUACUCGGCCAGUCCCCAGAGAGACCUGGACCACCGGUUCUCCUGAGCCCUAGGGUGACCUCAGGGACAGCAUCCAGGCUUCGGCCAGGGGCUCCCUGGCAAGGGGCUGUUGGGGAGGAGUGGAUGGGGGGCAAAAAAAAAAAAAAAGACAAAAAAAUCCACCAGAGCUUUGUAUUUUUGUUACGUACUGUUUCUUUGAUAAUUGAUGUGAUAAUGAGGAAAAAAAAGUCCUAUUUUUAUACUCCCAA